Porites lobata is the source of this 8634-nucleotide messenger RNA. The record is from the annotation of a GenBank genome assembly. Lineage: Eukaryota; Metazoa; Cnidaria; Anthozoa; Scleractinia; Poritidae.
CUUAUAAGUACGUGUAAAUUUUUCUUAAUAACAUUUGACAGAAACGGCACAAAACUGCACAGAUUCACUAUUUAAUAGCUCCUAAGAUGGAAUUAUCUAAUUUUGCCGUGAUUUGUAUGCUUCUUCUAGCCGCGGUUUUCCAACUCUCCAUGGGACAAGAAUGGGGAAUAGCUUAUGGAAAGCGUGCCAGUCAGGUAGUUUAUUAUAACCAUUUGAAUAAUCAUUAUAUGAAAAAAAUAAUCAAAACAGUGGGGUUGUUUUGUUAAAGAGGUCUUCUUUCAGCCCAAAAAAGUUUCGUGCAGUAUGUAAGAAUAACUUCCUAUCGAAGGUAAACACAGUUCUAUUUGUUUAUAAAAUCUUAGAUAGGAUCAAACACACACAAAUGUACCGUAGUUUUAAAAUAUUUUGAUCUUGUUUGGUCUUAGUUAACAUCAAACGUUUUCAAAAUUGAUUAUCAAUCGUUUACUCAUCCCCCCCAACGGCGUCUCUCAGGGAGCGGACCCACUGGGUCGCCGUAUUAUAUUUUCUCCAUUUUUUCACUUUUCAUCAUUAAUACUGACAGUGCUUAUCAAAAACUAUCGUGUAAAUAAGGCUGUCACGAAUUACUGUGCAAUGCGCCGUAGAUUUUUAAGUGGAAAAAAGGAGGUGCUGAAUCAAUCAGAUUUUAUUUAAUGAUCAUUAUUCUCGAGUUUUAAUAAUAUCUUCAAAAUUUAUAUCAAUUCAUCAGAAUAUGAAAUGCAGUCUUAAUUACAUCAAUGAACAGAACAGAUGGGCCAAUCACUAAUAAGAGAUAAAAUUAAAAUAUAAUGAAGCAGCUAUAUCAAAGAUAGACUGUAAAAUCUGUCAAAUUACAAAAAGGCAAUAAGGAGAAUGAACCAAUCAGAGAAGACAAAAAAGUGGGCCAAUGAGCAUUAAUGAAAGGCAAUAGAGAAUGAACCGAUCAAAGAAGACAAACAGUGAACCAAUUAGCACUCGUUUUUUUUUUGAGUAAGUAACACGUAAUAGCCACCCUGAUUGUACUAUGCUCUUUGCUGAUGUUAUUCACGUGCUUUUCUUUGUAGUUUGAUGACAACAGAGCAGUGUCGACAGGAAAAUAUGAAAGAUUACAUAGCAGCUUUCUUGCUCAAGAUCACCGUGACAAGUCAAUGAAUCACAAAUUUCAUUUCCAGAAGAAGAAGAAUGCUAUGAAUUAUGGAGACAAAGACUUGUUUAAAGACCUAUUGGGGUAGUUACUUAGUGGAACAUUUGAAUCAAAAUACAGUUCCAUGAGCGUUCUAAGCCAAAUUGUUACAAAGUUGCAAACUUAAUCACGGCCUCAAUAAAUACAGUACAACAUACACAAUCGAUAGUCCACCUGCUUUAUGCGCUUAAACUAUUUUCCCUUUUUUAAUUUUUAUUCUUUAUUUACAACUUUUUUAUCCUUUCGUUUUUUCAUGGAGGUGGGCAGUUUAUUGGAACGAUGCAUUUCAGAGUUUAAGCUAUUGUUUUUCCGUACUGUUCGCUCCCUUAUACUACUACAUAUGAAAUUUCUGCAAUUUGAUUGGCUUAUAGCAGUGGUAUUUCAGCUUAAUUUGAAAUACCUAAAAAUACCCUAAAAUUACAAACCGUUUCCGGGUAGUAGUAUCAACAAAUAAUAGUAUGAUUUGUACGUGAUAUGUGGCAGAAAUACCACUCGUGAUAUUUCAAAAUUGUCUCAAAUUUCACUCGCCUAACGGCUUGUGAAAUGACGAAUAAUAAUUUCGAGAUAUCAUGGUAUUUAUGCCAAAUAUCACUACAAAUCAUGCUAUUACCCAAACAUAUAACUCAUGAUCUAGAGGGGUUCAGUCCCCACUUAGGAGCCUGGCCAAUGUUAGGAAAUGAAACUCUAAUUAUGCAAUGUUUAACAUGAUCACAGCAAAAAGCGUUUUAUCGAAUAUUUUUAUCUAGGUUUACACCAGCCCAGAAAUUUGCGAAUUGGUGUAGACGAUUGAUCCGGAUAUUUCCGAAUCCAACUAAGUAUUCAAGCUCUUAGACUUGAUAAAACACUCGCUGCCGUUGGUUUGAUCAGCUCAUAAACACGGUUCAUGCAAGAAAGGCUUAGCAUUAAUAUAUGAAGAGUAUAAGAUAAAUAGUAAACUGAAUAUCCUUCUCAGUUUGUUGCGAGUCGCUGGUUGAUUCUUGAUGUUGCGGAAAUUAUUGUUGGUUUGCUUGUGUGUUGUGUGGGUAUUGUUCCCCGUCUUUUUGUCUUCUUUUCAUUUUUGUGUUUUUUUUAAGUUAUUUGGCAAUCGCACCCAUCCUCAUCACCAAGAAACUGCCUCCGAGGCAAGCUGACAAAGACAAGAACUUGAAAAGAUCGGCCCAGGUUAUUACAAGUUACUAUAUUUGAUUUCCAUCUUGGCUAUGUGUAGCUUAGAACACUUUUAGCCCUAAAGAAGUUUGUAACCCCACCUUAAUAUUGUUCGUUAGAACUGCGGCAGUUUAAAAACUUUUAAUAGCCAGAACAAACCUCAGAGCAACCUCCAUAAGGUAUUUUCCAUCCCUCGCAGUUCUGUUGCCCUUCUACUUCCAUCAGCAAAAUUAAGGCGAGAAUCGUUAGAAACGUGAAGGUGUGCAUGUUAACUAAAGAAGUUACUCCGUCAAAUACUUGAAAGCCUGACAGUUGAGUAGCCUGACAAUAUAUAGUUGCUCUGAUUCAGCGCACGUGAAUCAUUACGAAUUAAUGAAAAAAGGUUUGCCGCGUUUGAAAUCACUGAUUAACUAGAAAACAUGUUACUUGACUAUACAAUAUCCGAAUGUGGUAUUCACUUUGUUUAAAUUGUUAAAUAAGAUCGCCAUUAGCUUUAUUUUGAAGGAAUUAAAACACUCUAGGGCAUAAAUUAUUAAAUGUGAAUUUUAGUCAUAUUCUGCUCUUAUAUUAGAGUGAGAUAAAAUGAUAAUUGACUUUUUAGGAAAGGCUAUAUAGUAUUUCGAAACAUACUUGCAACAAGUGGAUGGUGUUCUCAUUACAAUAUGUAGAGAUGUAAAAAUGGCUGUCGUCCUCAAAUACAGGCCGUAAAUAAUUAAGACUAUCAAAAAAUAGCAGUUAUACGGAAACGUAACAGAUCUCUCUUUUCCGAAUUGAGAGAGCAGUUAAAAUACCCAAGGCAGUAGGGCUUCAUUUUUGUGCGUAAAAAUAUCGAGGUUCAUUGCACAGAUUGGAAGGAAAUGUCAAACUCUUAGUGACCAUCACUCUGAUUAUUAUAUAUUCUAACAUUAGCAUCUAGUUUUAAAUCUAAGAAAGUUUUAAAAGUUAUUAGUGACAUUUAUUCAUUCAUUAAAAAUAGAAUCUUAGUCGUAAUGGCUUACAUUUUAAGAUAAUUAUGAGUGUCAAUAUAUUCCCUUAAUUAAGUAACCUUUGACUUGACAAAAAUUCACACUAACAAAAGGGAGUUGUUCUGAAGAUAACGUUUAUAUUUCAAACAUGCCAGUGAUCACGGCUCCCCUUUUUCAAGUCUAAUUGCUCUUGCCGACACACAUGCAAUCUUUGACGAGAAAUCAGUGAAAUCACGGCUCUAACUUGAUAUCUAUACAACGUAUAACAACACUGAUCUAAGACCAUCUAACUAGCAUUGAUAUAAGCAUGGUUAUACUAACAAUUGCAACGCGACGUAAUUCACACGCCAAACUCGUAUCAAACUGAGAGCAAAGGAUCCCUAGUUCCCAGUGACUUCAGUAAAAGGGCAGAGGAGAGCUACUGGUAAGUAGCUAGAUCGGUUAGACACACAACCCUUGGAUAACUUGUUCCUUGCGCAAAAUGCUCUCUAUAUCAUCUUCAUUACAAUACCGCAGAGGAAACUGACAGCACGUACUAGAUAAAAAUCCUCAGACAUGACUUCUUUUCAGUUGAUGAGAAUGUUGGGUUAGUACAUUUAACAAUUAAUAAUUGAAAUUUUCCCAAGGAUUGUUAUUAAAACCCAGCAACUUCAGUGACCGAGAGUCAAAAAAACAUGCACUGUAAAGACGGACAACUCUACAGCAAAACCCACUUGAAGUUAAACCACUUUGUCUUCUUCACCCAUCAUAAGCACAGAGGAGACGUUCCGUCUACACUCACUCGGAUACUGGUGGAGUUAAAUACUCACACGUCUGAUUUUUGUUUUAGGCGUGGAAUCAGAAGCUUUACCAUAAACAUGUACAGUAAUUAUCAUGUGCUCAUGAUUAAAUCAGUGGUUUUGCACCAAUUAAGCGCCCUUAGCCCAAGGUGGAUGAAAUAUGCAUUAGCCGCCCAUGCAUUUUCUUUCAAUAUAGCACCCCACGACUUCUUUCAACUAAAAUAGAUACUUAAUUUUCUCACCUGAAAGCCAUUGUUAAUCUAAAGAUAUUCUGUUAAUGAGACCCUCAAAGUCUUAAAGUUCAGCCGUUCAAACCCUUUGCCGAAACAAAAACAAAAAACCCUUUGCUUGACUUUGCCCAAACUUAACUGAAAAAAAUCUUCACGGAUUUUACGUUUUGUACUUUCAACGCUAAUGACCAGAGUGUGGUCAGUUUUCGCAGACCGUAUAAAAAAUAAGCCGAACAAUUUCAAUGCGAAAAAUUCGACGGAAAUAUCAAAACAUAUCAUUUCAGGAGGGCCGGCCAACUGACUGGUAAAAAAACACAGCUUCCGAACCGUUUAAUAAGUUCAGCACAUUUUCGGACCCGUCCGCUAUAUAGCUAUAAACUUAACCAAUCUUAUGUGGGUGGGUAUCGAGGAUGUAGAGGUUGUGUUUGUAAAAGACUUCAGAUGGUCUUCGAACAUCAUCCGGGGAAAACAUUUUCAUUUCAUCACAUCAAACUAAACGAUUUUACCAAAGUGGGAGCAGUGGAUAACAGAGAAUUCAAAACAUAGUGAUGCAAUAAAAUGCACUGUAGUUGCUCCAUACACACAUAGCAAUUGCGCCUGGGAUUCGCUUUAUUCAAUCGUAUCUUCUGAGUAAUUUUGUAAACCAAGACCCUGAGUGAAUGAUGAUGAUGGUGUUUGAGAGCAUGUUCUCUGCUUUUUACUCUCCUUCUUUAUUAACAAAGCAAUGUAGCUCAUUUUCUUUGUAGCCUGAUCUUGUUCACUUGGUUUCCAAAGAGUAAGAAAGUUUAAAAAAUUUGAAGACGUAAAUAAGAGAAAAAAUUCUAUUUUUAAGAACAAACCUUUCUUGCUUUUGAGUCUUGUGUACAGCCGUACAGACGCUCAUAAUCGCUACAACCCUGUGCUGAAGUACGUAGCAUAACCAACAACAAGAGAAGAGAGAAUAUCACAAGCGAAUUGACUGAAUUCAUCUUCAAAGUAUUAACAGACUGCACUAGAGAAAUACAUUUUGCGUUGUCAAACAAAUAUUUAUACUGACAGUACCAUGCCUCAAAUAAAGCAACAAAUUUGUUUUGGUCAAUGAAGUACAAUGGCAAUGUUCAGAAUGUUUACAAAGAAAUGAUAUCUACGCCCUUGUAAUAAUUUAUUAGAUGGUUUUAGUGAACCAUGAUGCUGGUAGUGAACUUGAGCGAGUAAGAAAAAAAGAGGGGUUCGCUAAGUUUGAAGAAUAUUUUUUCAACAUUUUCACUUCUUGUUUUUUAAUUCGUUUUCUUCUUCCUGCGAAACAAUUUUGAAAACUCAUUAAUCUAUGCAGGCGAUUCUAAUAGUGACAUAAUACUACCACUCAAUUAGGAUAACGUUUCUUGAUCGCAAGACCGUAGUUAGUUACCCACGCACGGAAUCAAUUAACUGAAUCUUAUCUCAGUCAGCCGGGACAGUUAUGCUAAAAAAUAUGGUCAUGGUUAAAAUAGAUCAAAUUGCCGAUAUAGUGAACUUAUAAUUACCCAAUUUUGCCAGCUAAAAUUAUCAGCCAGUAUUGAGUUUAGAGAUGUUUAUUCCUCAAACCAAUUUGAAUCCAAUAAUAACUAUUACCACCAUCAGAUGGAUCUCGGCUCUAGAAUGAAUGACACCCACGUACACUACGACACAAUACCACACAGCUGGACUAUUUUCAAGUUAGUUUUUCAUUGAUGUACUCCAACCUUAGAUUUGGAAUCAUUUUUUUCUUUGUAAUUCUCAAAACUAUAAUAUAUCAACAUCGAUUUUUUGAUACAAAAAUAAGUUAAAAUCAUUACGAUAUAAUGUCCCGACGUUUCGGCGACCGUCUCAUAACGCUACUUAGCAAGGAAUGAGUAUGUUAGAGAGUUUAAAAGCAGUUCAAGUUCUUUAAAUUCACAUAUUAAGGUUUUUAGUUGGUUAUGUAACUACAAUAUAACAAUUGAAACAUUUUCUCAAAAAGGGUCUAGAAAAAUACAAUGUACUUCUGCCACUUUAUUCAUAUUAGAAAUCAUUAAUCAUUUCAAUUUUAGAUGAUCAUAUUUCAGUACAAAACAAGCAACGUAAAGAUGAACCUAUGCCACUGAAACAUUCGGCCUCCUUUAUUUAUUCAGCUUAUUUAAAUAGCUGUGAAGUCCAUUAGAAAUGUACAAUGUACUUCUGCCACUUUAUUCAUAUUAGAAAUCAUUAAUCAUUUCAAUUUUAGAUGAUCAUAUUUCAGUACAAAACAAGCAACGUAAAGAUGAACCUAUGCCACUGAAACAUUCGGCCUCCUUUAUUUAUUCAGAUUAUUUAAAUAGCUGUGAAGUCCAUAACAAGCAAUUCAAUCAGGAUAAACAUUGAACAAAGUUUAAUCAGUAUUUAUUGACCUUAGUCUAUUUUAAGAGUCGGCCAAUGCCAGCAUGUAAGUUUCGGCUAUUACGAGUAUUAAGUAUUGUACACAGACUUAUUAUCAGAUCAAAACGCACGUGAUGGUAAAGUGAAGUUAAAUAUGUCGCACAGCAAGAAAUAGGGGUCCUUGUCAUAAUCGUUGACCACUAAAGGAAAGAUUUGUUGAGAAGGUUAGGGUUAAUUAUGAUUUAAAUGAAAACACCUUAUGUUUUCAUGCUGGAACGUGAAUUUGAUACAUAUUUUAUCACUGCCAAAAUACAAUAAAACAAUAAGAGCUCUUUUCGUUUCCAUUACCUACCCAGAUGCCACGCAGAUAAAUACGGUAAACUUGUUCAUAAUUGUCUAUGAUUAUGACAUCUUUAUCAAUGUUACAAUCUCUUUUUCGGUAAAAAUUGAUGCAAGUUUUAAGCUUCUUGGAUAUGUUAAGAGUGAAUUCCUUUUUUAUCUCCUAGAAUUUUAAACAAACAACCAUACAUUGUCGCCUUAUCUAUAGUCUCUAUCUUUUCCUAAUUAAUUUUUUUUUAACUUUGCUAAGUAACGGUAGCUUAGUAUGUUUAAUUAGUAAGAGAAAUAAAAAAUUGGUUAUUUUCAUAUCACACGACGUGGAAUUUGAAAACGCAGGAAAGUUGAUGUCGUAUAUAGCCUUUUGAGUCAAGUCAUCAUCAUCAUCAAAUGAUGUGUUUCCAGGGCUGGCAGAACAAGUCGAUUCUUCUGGUUUCUCUCCCCAUCCCAAUACUAUCAGAAACUGUCAGUGCACAAGCAAGAAGGGGAAAUGUCCAUGCUUACCAGUCUUAAAACCUGGUCGAUCUUCGAAUUACGAAAUGCCCAUUAGGGGGCAGUUGUUAUCGUGUUGUUUAUUACGUAGUAUAGCAGAAAAUUUAGAAAUAAUUUUGCACCAGUACAUUCCUUGAUGGAUUCAAACCAUUAAGAUCCCCGUGAUAAAUUGUACUUAUAAGAGACCAUUGAGACUAGAAGUAAUUACAACUCUUGCUCGCUCAUCGACGCCGGAGAAAUGAAAUCUUUCAAAUUUCUUCUAUUUGUCAGUGCCCUGUUUCUGGUCGUGUCUGCAGCUCCCAAACCAAAAUGUAAAGGGUGGAACAUUGCCUAUGGUUGUCAGUUUAAGAAGGUUUGUAAAACAUAAGAAAACCAUUGAUUUAAGUAGCUGUCACAGUGAUGAUUAAGCUUUCCUAGACUAGUUUUUCUCUCUCAGAACGUACGUACAAUUAUCGUUUCCACUAAAUAUUUCUCUUGCAAAAGUAACUUGGAUCUCCUUUUCUCUGAGAAGUUGCAGAGUUCUUCAUUGCAUUUGCAUUUACGGCAUAUAAACGAGUAAUGACCUUUUAGUUAAAGAGUUUUCAGAUCAUUAUACAGUAUUACCUUUUUCUUUUUCAUAGUUUUUCCUAAGCACUACACGGAAAUCUCCUCUUAAAAUAAUAUCGUGUUAGAAUAUUCUGGAAGCAAAAUGCAUCACUACCAGAGCCAUAUAUGGGAUGGCAGUUAGGGCGCGUUUAAGCCAAUCAAAUUCGGAUUCAGACUCAGUCAAUUAAAUUGUUUCAUUAAAAGGGCAAUGUUAGAAUAUAUUUCAAACAAUCUACGUUCAAGCAGGGUUCAUUAGACUUGUGUUUAAUUUGCUUAAAGACUAGUAAUUCGGGACAACUAACUUAUCACAGUGACUACAUAUUUUUCAUUUAUAGGAAUGGACAGGCCAUCCCGAGAAAAACCCUUUGUAUGAUAAACUGUUUUCAGAAGCCGACAAAAUCCGGAGGCAGGAGUCAAAGAGAUGGCCGUGGGCUGACGAUGCUGAAAACAGGGGAAUAAAAAAGCGAGACUAUCGUGGCAUGAACUAGAUCAAAAACUAAACACAGGUGUUGACGUAAGAUGUAAAGUAAAUGUUCAAACCUGAGUUUUAAGUUGUUAAUUGAAAGAUUGCAAUGCUAAGAAUUGUUAAA